Molecule: messenger RNA, 2557 nt
Organism: Gossypium raimondii (Peruvian cotton)
Lineage: Eukaryota; Viridiplantae; Streptophyta; Magnoliopsida; Malvales; Malvaceae
Product: 3-oxoacyl-[acyl-carrier-protein] synthase II, chloroplastic
Biological process (GO): fatty acid biosynthetic process
Cellular component (GO): chloroplast stroma
Molecular function (GO): 3-oxoacyl-[acyl-carrier-protein] synthase activity
Source: RefSeq, a predicted model, not a curated record
UUUUUAAAAAAGAAAAAUUGUUUCUGGUUUUCUCAUUCGAGAGAAAAACUGAAACUCUCGCUGAAACCAGGAGGAGAAAAAAUAAAUUUUAAAUUUUAAAAAACAAAAAUUAAAAUAGAAAAAAAAAGAGUACUUGGCAGUGCAGUCAUUUAGUCUAAAAGGAAACGACUGAGAUUGCCCAGAUUCAAAGCUUUUUCCCCCAAAAUAUCGAAUGCAACUUCGAUUUUCUUCUUCAUCAAAAUUUCAAUCUUUAUUUUUUGUUUUGCUUCUUCUUUUUUUUUCCAUUGAUGGGUUGCUAGAUUUUUAUUAACCUCACAUAAAUACUCUAUCUUUAUCCAGACCCAAAUCUUUACAAUCUUUUUUUUUCACUUAUAAUCUUUAGUUUUAUUUGUUUUUUUCUUUUGGGGGGAUGAUGGCAUCUUCAUCACUGGCAAGUCCUUUAUGCACUUGGCUGGUGGCGGCUUGUAUGUCGGUAACGUACGGUAAAGACCAGUCCCGGUCUCCAUUGUUCAACUCAUCAGCCUCCGCUUCUUCGAACAGGCUCGGCCGUUGGGCUCGUAAUAGAAGGAAGGCUCUCCUUUCUCAAUGCUGUGGUGGCGGCGCAACCCCUAACAAAGACGUGGGCUUGAUUUCUUCCUUCCGUGGAUCCACCAUUCAAGGCUUGAUGGCUUCUUGCUUGGCUUUUGAGCCUUGUAAUGAUUAUUAUUCCUCCAAAAAUGGUAGCUUUUUCGGUCAAAAUGGAAGCUUUUCAUCUUUCUUCGGCUCCAAAACUGUUCCUUUCAAUAAUAAUCGCAAGCAAAAAAGGCUCAAUCGACGAGCUCAUCAUUCUGGACAUGCCAUGGCUAUAGCUGUGCAACCCACAAGAGAGAUUACAACGAAGAAGAAGCCUCCUACGAAGCAAAGACAAGUGGUUGUGACCGGGAUGGGAGUAGUAACUCCGCUUGGACAUGAGCCUGAUGUUUUCUAUAACAACCUGCUCGAGGGUGUUAGUGGUAUAAGUGAAAUCGAGACUUUUGACUGCGCUCAGUUUCCGACAAGGAUUGCUGGAGAGAUCAAAUCUUUCUCAACUGAUGGAUGGGUCGCGAAACUUUCCAAGAGGAUGGACAAAUUCAUGCUUUAUUCUCUUACUGCCGGAAAGAAAGCUUUGCAAGAUGGGGGAGUAAAUGAAGAUGUAAUGGAGGAGUUAGAUAAAACGAAAUGCGGAGUUUUGAUUGGUUCAGCAAUGGGUGGCAUGAAGGUUUUCAAUGAUGCGAUUGAAGCUUUGAGGAUCUCAUACAGGAAGAUGAAUCCUUUUUGCGUACCGUUUGCUACAACAAAUAUGGGUUCUGCAAUGCUUGCAAUGGAUUUGGGAUGGAUGGGUCCUAAUUAUUCAAUCUCCACUGCCUGUGCUACAAGCAACUUUUGCAUAUUAAACGCAGCAAACCAUAUCAUUAGAGGCGAAGCUGAUAUGAUGCUUUGUGGUGGCUCUGAUGCAGCGAUUAUACCCAUUGGUUUGGGAGGAUUUGUGGCUUGUAGAGCGCUCUCUCAGAGGAACAAUGAUCCUACCAAAGCUUCACGCCCUUGGGAUGCUAAUCGCGAUGGAUUUGUCAUGGGGGAAGGUGCUGGGGUUCUACUUUUGGAAGAAUUGGAGCAUGCCAAGAGGAGAGGUGCGACUAUCUAUGCAGAAUUCCUUGGUGGAAGCUUCACUUGUGAUGCUUAUCACAUGACCGAGCCUCACCCUGAUGGUGUUGGUGUCAUUCUCUGCAUCGAAAAGGCCUUGGCUCACGCUGGUGUAUCUAGAGGAGAUAUAAACUAUAUUAAUGCUCAUGCUACAUCGACACCAACUGGAGACAUUAAAGAAUACCAAGCUCUUCUUCAUUGUUUUGGAGACAAUCCCGAGUUAAGGGUGAACUCUACAAAAUCAAUGAUUGGUCACCUACUAGGAGCUUCCGGUGCUGUGGAAGCUGUUGCAACAGUACAGGCAAUACGAACUGGUUGGGUUCAUCCAAAUAUCAACCUGGAAAACCCGGAUGUAGGAGUGGACACAAGUGUGCUUGUGGGGCCAAAUAAAGAAAGAUUGAACGUUAAGGCGGCAUUGUCGAAUUCAUUCGGGUUUGGCGGGCAUAACUCAUCGAUCAUUUUCGCCCCAUACAAGUAAAAAUAGUUCAACAGCUGCUCUCCCAGUGUUUUCUUACAUUUGGCCGAAGAGUAUCCCAGAAAAUCCUCCUGUAGACAAAACAUAACUCUGAAAGUGUUAUUAUUACGAAGUAGUACGGUGGUGGCCGUAGCAGAGCUCUAGAAAAAAAAAAAAAACACUCCUACUGUUUCAUAGUUCAGUGUUUGUUUGGGAAGGUUUCGUUUCUCUUAAACGUAGUAGCUACAAUUGAGGUUUUAGUGUUUGAGGCCCCAGGGCCAUUGAAGAACCAGUAAAUGUAGUAAUUUUUGUGUUCAUGUAAAAGAAAUGGCUUAUAUCAGUUGUUUUUUUGUUUUUAAUUAAAGCCAAUUUGUAAUGAAUCCUGAAUUGGCAGCAGGGUGGAUGCUUUUCUGAUUUAAUCUUCAUGCAAAAGCUUGCUUUCUA